AAAGAGGUAAGACAUGAGAAAACUUCGCCGAAAUUCCCGCUACUCUUCCCUCCUCCCCUACUCUAUCUGACAACAAUCUUUUUAGGAGUUCUACUCUGUCAUAGCUACCGAACUUACUCUCAAAAUCCCAAGUAUCUUCAUCCACAAGCCAUUCAAACAUUUGCUUCCAACCUUCCCCUUUUCGUUUUUAAUUUAAUUACCAACACGUCCCUAAACCCAUUAUUUAUAACUCUACAAACGCAUUAAUGCUCUACGGCCUUAACAUUAACCAUUCUCUCUUCCAUGAUCUCUCUCCCUAAUUAAGUUUUUUUAUUUUCCUUCUCUUUCUCUCUACUCUCUCUCAAGUCUCAACUCUCCGAUGCGUUACACUACAGAGCGGGAGGAGAAAGAAGAGGACCUCCGAUGGCGAUUGUUCUUUCUUCAGGACUUUGUUUUCCCCUCUUCUACUUCACGGGAAAGCCCCGCCCACUCUGACCCUUCUCUUCCUGGAAAUAACUUUUACGAGAACCAAAACCCUAGAGUUCAAACCCGCCCCACCUCCCAAAAUCAAAAUUAUCCCACUCAAAACUUUUCUUGUGGAAGCCCGGCCACCACGGGCGCUGGGAACGUUUAUUUCCAAGACUCUAUUUCUGAUUAUCGUUUCGAUAUGCUUUUCCCUCAACGAGAUACUCUUUCUUGUGAUAUGAGUCCGGCUCAUGCAAGUUUUGGAUCAUCGGAGACUGGGACGGAACUAAACCCUGGUCUUGACCAGACCACUCAUGAACAAGGCCUUGAAACUUUACUGAGUCGGCUCAAUCUAUCAAAUCUACCUCCUCCGUCUCAAUUUCUGUCUCCACCAGCUUGUCUAGAAGAUGCCUGGUCCGGUGUUGAUUCUAUGCGAGGGAAUAUUAAUUCUUAUGACUCUAUAAACAGUGGGCUUGCUCCUCCAACGUAUGCGCAAGAACGUAACUGGCUGAAUAUGGGACCAACGGGUUAUUGUACAAGGUCCCGUGGAGUACCAUUAUCGAGCUAUAACAUUAGCAACGAGUUCGAUUGGCAAUGCGGAAGGCAAUCAUCUUUAGGGACAAUGAAUUAUGAUUAUCCUUUUAGGUCUUCUUCUAGUCCUAAUGGGAUUCGAUUAGAUUCCAAAUUCCAAACUCGGGAAACGUUCGGUAAUGGUCUGAGCUCCGACGAUUGGAUUUCAUUUCAGCCGUCGCAACGGCCUCCAACUUCCCACUUACUGAAAGAAUUGAACCGCCAACAACUGAUUUUGGAGUCCGAACGUCGACGGGGUCACCCUUUGUCGCAGAGGUUUGAGGAGUGGAAGGAUCAUUUGCACACGUUAAUGGUUCACCCAGAUUACCACUAUGAAGUUCAGAAGCGUUUCGAACAAAGCAAUGAACAACAACUGACUGAAAUUCUUAUAUCUUUGAUCAAGGAUUCACAAAAGCUAGCGCGCACUUGCAAUGACAACAAUGGAAGUCGGUCAGUGCAGAAGUUGCUGAGCCAUCUCAAAACUCCGGUGCAAAUAUUCUUUGCAAUAUCAGCUCUAAGGGAAAUUACACUUACCUUGGCCAAGAGCCCGAGCGGUCAGUUUGUAAUUAAGAAGUGCUUGCAACUUUUCUCCGCCAAAGCUAAUGAGGAUAUUCUGAAUGAGAUCGCAGAGAACUGUAUUGAGAUUGCGACAGACAAAGUUGGGUGUUGUAUAAUGCAAGAUUGUAUCGGUACUGCUGAUGAAGAAACUGGGGAACGUCUUGUGAAUACAAUCGUAGCAUAUGCACCAUUCCUUUCACAGCAUUCUUAUGGGAACUUUGUUGUGCAGUACAUAUUAUCUCGGGGGAGGCCGGAAGUUGCAGAAGAAUUACUGGCAAAGCUUAAAGGAAGGUUUCUUAUGCUCUCGCUGGACAAGCAUGGCAGCCAUGUGGUGGAAAAUUUCUUGCGAACAUAUGAUGAAGAAAAAUUUUCUUCUAGGAUUAUUGAGGAGCUUAUUUCUGGUGAUCCAGAACGUUCCUUGAUUCUUUUUCAGGAUCAGUGGGGUAAUUAUGUUGCUCAGACCGCCAAGAAGGUAGCUAAGGGACACACCCGCGAAGUUCUUAUGUCACUCAUUAAUUCUUACAAGCCAUUUUUGGAAAACCAUCCUCAUGGUAAAUGUGUGCUGGGCCCAGCCAGUGGCCGCAAGAAGAAGUAGUACCGUAGGGUACAAUCAUCAUCCACGCUGUGAAGCUGGCAUCAUUUGUUGUCGAAUUUUGCAUUUUCCCCUCCAUCUUAGGACUUAAUUAUUUGUUGUUUUUGGCCUGGCCGGGUAUAUAUGGCUCUGGCUGUGUUUUUUUGUUGUCAGUUCUCAAUUAGGUUGUCGGUUUGUUUUGAUCUUUGGGUCAAAUUUUGAGGCCGCAGGAGAUCUAAUCUGAUCAUCUGAGGGCGUGCUUUUUUGUUGUCAUGUGUUGCAUUUCUCUCGAUCUAGUGUUAUUUGUUGUUGUCGGGUAUGUUGGGGUGGCUGAGUUCAUCGUGUCUGUUCUAAUUAGGAUUUCGGUUUGUUUGGAGCUCUGCUUUAUGUUGGAAGUUUGAGUCGCCGGAGAAAAUGCAUGAAUAUACAUGCUCUGAUGAUGAACUACUGAUCAUCAUGGCGUGUUUGAAGGUAUUAUUCUUUCUCUGCACAAGCCAUAAUUGAGUUGGAUUGCAAAGAAAAUAAUGUCCUUUGAGUUAUCAUGUAUUCUCCGGGACCGGGCUUCUAGCUAGCAAGCUACUUGUUGCUUAUUGUUAUUAAUAUAUUUAUUUGUUUAA
Molecule: messenger RNA, 2760 nt
Organism: Carya illinoinensis
Lineage: Eukaryota; Viridiplantae; Streptophyta; Magnoliopsida; Fagales; Juglandaceae
Product: putative pumilio homolog 8, chloroplastic
Exons: 5
Coding region: 359-2167 (602 amino acids)
Biological process (GO): post-transcriptional regulation of gene expression
Cellular component (GO): cytoplasm
Molecular function (GO): mRNA binding
Source: RefSeq, a predicted model, not a curated record